AUGGCCGGUGUGGGCAGCGACGGAGAAGGCGAAAACAUGACAGCCGACUUCUGUGAAAAACAAGCAUCCAGUUCUGCCCAAAAUUUCGUGCAUAAUUUCUUAGCUUUUGAUCGGAAUCACCCCGCCGUCGGUCGGACCAGGGAUCCUUAUGACUAUGCUAAGAAGUUUACCGAGUUUUUUAUGAGGUAUUUCGAUUAUGAGAUUCGGAGAACAGCGUUACAUUCUUCCAGUAGCCAACACACGGAAGUCAAUUCUUUGUUGUCAGAGCCCAGAGCUGUCGCAACUACUACAACUUCAUCAUCGUCAUCAACAACAACUACCACCACCAGCACUCCAGAGUCCACUUCUCGGACAGGGGAUACUCAGCAGUACAACGGUACUGACCACAAUCAUCAUGCGGAGGAUUACGAACAUGACAGCAGCCCCGACCGAGGCAACAGCCCCACACGGAAACCAGGGAAAGGGAUUUUGAGAAGAUUCUCGUUUAAAAGUAUUCGAAAAUCAAAAUUAUUUAAGCAAGGAACCGAAGAAGGCGAACCUCCUUCGCCCAAUCCUAGAUCCAAACAAAAACUGAAAAAGGAUGGGAAGAAUCGGACAUCCAGUAUACAGCAGGAUGUUCACAAAGAAGGAAUUGUAAACGUUUUGACUGGGGAAGACGCCAAAGGAAAGUCCAGGUGGGAGAAGACCAAGCUGGUCCUGGUAAAAAAUCAAAGUGGGUUCCAGAUGGAAUUUUACUCACCCCCAAAGUCUGUGAAACCCAGGACAGGCCUGUUUUGUUUCCUCAUCAGCGAAGUUCGGGAGACCACAGCCCUGGAGAUGCCGGACAGAGAGAACACUUUUGUCAUCAAGGGAGAUGGCACAAUAGAGUAUGUGGUUGAAGCUCAGGACCCGGCAGACCUGCGAGCUUGGCUGACAGAAAUCCGCAGAUGCAUCCAGCAAAACAACUGUGCUGCUACUGCUGAAGGAAUUGCGGCAAUGAGGCCAAGGCUACCCACAGCUCCAUCUGGAUCUAUAGAAAGAAAAGACUCUGGACAGCUGACCCCUCAACAACGAAGUUCCUCCCAGGGUAGCCUAGGCAGUGGCACUCCUGCGGUUCCAUCUCUUCCUUCUCCCCGACCCUGGAGUAUGAUCCACGUGGACCAUAACAGUCCCCCUCAUGUGCAGAACAUCAUUGCUGGGGAGCUGCGGGGCUCGCCCAGGGCGGACAGCCUACUUGAUCAGGGCAGUCACGCCGAGAACCAGGAAAGUGAGGGUGGGAUUGACCGCAUUCUGCGGGAGUACCCUUGGUUUCACGGGACGUUGUCUCGAGCUGAGGCUGCCCAGCUGGUCUUGCAGCAAGGUCCUUCCGGACACGGGGUGUUCUUGGUGCGCAAGAGCGAGACUCGGGCUGGAGAAUAUGUACUCACUUUUAAUUUUCAAGGUCGAGCAAAGCACCUGAGAAUGACAAUCAGUAACGAAGCCAGGUGUCGGGUCCAGCAUCUGUGGUUUGAGACCAUCUUUGACAUGCUGGAGCAUUUCCGAACCCACCCCAUUCCUCUGGAGUCCGGCGGCACGUCAGAUGUGACACUGAGUGACUUUGUUGUUGCCAUUGAGAGACCGUGGACCUCCGGUACUUCCCACGGGUCACCCAGGGCAAGAAGUGGCUCGGCUACUCACCACGGCCACGGACAGUUGGCCACUUCAGCCUACGAAGGAG
Candidula unifasciata is the source of this 1696-nucleotide messenger RNA. The record is from the annotation of a GenBank genome assembly. Lineage: Eukaryota; Metazoa; Mollusca; Gastropoda; Stylommatophora; Geomitridae.